AUGGAUUUUUCCCUACAGGAUGAGAUACUGCGCAUGGCUGUUCAACGUUUCAAAGGAAAAAACUGGAAAAAGAUCGCGGAGUGUUUCAAGGACCGAACAGAUGUACAAUGCUUACACAGGUGGCAGAAGGUUCUUAAUCCCGAACUUGUCAAAGGUCCUUGGUCAAAAGAGGAGGAUGAAAUGAUAAUCCAUUGUGUGAACAAAUAUGGGCCAAAAAAGUGGUCCACCAUUUCGAAGCAUGUUCCUGGACGUAUUGGAAAGCAAUGUCGUGAAAGGGUUCCAAAAUUUGUUUCUGGAGAUGGUUCUCAGUCUAAGUCACCCUAUGGUACCAUCAAGGAUCAUCUUCAAGGGAGUAGGAGUCCUACGAGUCUUCGAAGUAACCUACAGCAUUCUGAAGAUGAUUUUGUGGACCAAUGUCAUUAA
Olea europaea var. sylvestris is the source of this 423-nucleotide messenger RNA. RefSeq names its product transcription factor MYB3R-1-like. The record is from RefSeq and is a predicted model, not a curated record. The transcript is spliced from 4 exons. Bases 1 to 423 code for a protein of 140 amino acids. NCBI's taxonomy places the organism in Eukaryota, Viridiplantae, Streptophyta, Magnoliopsida, Lamiales, Oleaceae.